Molecule: messenger RNA, 264 nt
Organism: Phaeodactylum tricornutum CCAP 1055/1
Lineage: Eukaryota; Bacillariophyta; Bacillariophyceae; Surirellales; Neidiaceae
Exons: 1
Coding region: 1-264 (87 amino acids)
Biological process (GO): iron-sulfur cluster assembly
Cellular component (GO): mitochondrion; L-cysteine desulfurase complex
Source: RefSeq, a predicted model, not a curated record
AUGGUCGUACCUGCCACCCGAGCGAAAGCCUUGUCUCUGUAUCGCCAGCUCUUGAGAGGCGCCGAAAAGAUGCCGACGCCCAAUCGGAGAAAGUUUGUCGUGAAAAAGACACGCACCGAGUUUCGAUCCAACAAGAGCCUGACAGACCCAGACGAAAUCCAGUUCUGUAUUCGGUUGGCCGAUACCAAUCUUGAUACUGUUAUGAUACAAGCCGAGCAUCUGACGAGGCUAAUGAAAGACCCAACGUAUCAUGCCGACAUAUAA